CCGACAACAACACACACAUACAUUCUAUUAGGAAAUAGCGAGACAGUGCGUAGCAGAUGUUGAUGCGCAGUGACAUAAACACACUGGUGAGGAGUGUGUUAGCUUACAACUACACCACACAAUAUUUAAUACACUUUAGUCGGGCCCGAUCUGGAACGAGUAAACAGGCAAAGUCGAGGUGACACACUAACGCUGAAGGGAUCUAAAUCUGUUGGUACAGCAAUACCUGGGAAAUGGAAUACCGCUUAAUAAUACGGAGCUUCGUAAUCGUAGCUUCUGUGUCUACAAUAUCCUGUUACCAAGGUUACGAUACCGUUCGUGACUGCAACAUCACUCUACAAGCAGGCACGACUCCCCGUCUUCUGUUUCAACCGAACACAAACAAUACAGGAGAUGCCAACUGCUGGUGGCAGAUACAGGCGACUGACCCCGACAACCGAGUCGUCCUUGACACUUUGGCCCUAAGGGUGAAAAAGCAAAGAAACUGCGGAGAGGCAAAAGUCAGCGUUUUUAACGCUGUUGGUGAUAUAGGACCCGCAAUGACGACCCCUGUGCGGAGCUGGUGUGGAGACGGGGAGAAACGUCUACUCUACUCAGAAAAUGGAGCUUUUUACAUGACAGCUGAUCCGACGUACUACGCAGAAUUUGUCUUCAAAUUUUACCAGGAAAAGGUACAAUCCGGGAGUAUCCAGCUCCUUGCAACUACCGCCGAAUCAGUGCUCGAGUCACCGGGUUUCCCGAACUUCUACUACAAUGAUACCGAUAGAAGGUAUGUGAUUACAACCGCAAUUCAAGAUGACCACAUCCUACUGGAAUCAGAAAGCUUCAAUCUGUUUCGUAAUGACUCCAAACAGGUGAACGAUUAUCUUUCAGUAGCACAAGGUGAAUUGAAUCUCGGGAGAUACUUUGGCAGCAAUGGCCCCGUUAUCCAGACAACGAAUAAUACAGUGACUCUCCAUUUCAAGACAAGCCAUAAAAGUCCAUUCUACCUAGCAGUUGGCUUCAGACUUCGAUACAGGGCAGUCAAAGGCGACAACACUGCACCUGUAGCAGGUACUGAUAACGCUGUCGCGGGGGUCGCCUACAAGAACCUGCAUGUACCAGAUGCCAUCGAGCUUUCUCCCAACCAAAGCAUGGACUUCAUUUGGACAGUACGAAAACCAAGAAUGGAAAAAGAGUAUAUGAUCCGCAUAACAGUUUUCUACCCUGAGAGGGAGAGGUUCUGCAGCGGUGACUUACUGGAGGUUUAUGAUGGUCAACGUGACAACACCACACGGAUACCAAAUCAGCACUGUUCAAUUCGUGGACCAGAAUUUCAGGGAAAUGAGCAAAAUAUGACGGUUUAUCUCCGAUAUGACGGAUCUUUCAAUCCGAAAGAUGUCAGGAUUCGGUACUUUGUAACAAACGAACCCUACCCGUGUGGAAGAAACCUCACAGCGGAUGACUCAUUUCAGUCCCUUCUGUCGCUAGGCUAUUACACCCAAGAUUAUGACGGGAAUUUAGACUGCGUGUAUCGCAUAGAAGCCCCUGAAGACCACCGAGUGUUAGUUACAGCCAGGGACGGAUCUAUGGCACUUGAAGACUCGUUGUUCUGUCGCAAAGAUUAUGUCCUUAUUGCUGAUGGUCCAGACGCUAACAGCAGCGUUGCAAACAAAGUCUGUGGCGACGACUUCAUCGUGUACACCAGCACUGGCCGCUUCCUGACCAUCGUCUUCCACACAGAUGAGAGUGGUGCUGGAGGAGGUUUCAGGUGGAACUUCAGAGCCGUCAAGCCUAAUGAAACAUGUGCGAAACAGUAUCUGUCUCCACUGGACACAAGGUUGACCAUUACAUCUCCACUGUAUCCACAGAACUACCCACCAAACGUUGACUGUGUGUGGGACCUGACUGCGCCCCAAGGCCACGUCGUGUUUGUGGAGGUGGAAGAGUCGUCAAUGGAGACGUCGACGGAAUGCAGCAAGGACUAUGUAGAGGCGUUUGAUGGUUUGAGAAGAAAUUCAAAAGUUCUUAGCCGAUGGUGUGGAGUUGAACACCCUUCCUUCCAAAGUUCUGGGAUAUUCCUGACACUUGCCUUUCACAGCGAUAACGUCACUUCCGGUUCUGGAUUUAGACUAUCAUACUCAGCUCGUCCAAAACCAGUAAACCCCCGGUCAAAGACGUCCAAAACUAUUUAUGUUGGUGUUGUUUUCGGUGUUGUGUUUGGCGUGCUUGCCUUGCUUGCCAUCGUAGCUGGUAUUGUAGUCUACAGGAGAAGAAGGUCCAGACACAUGGCUGUCACCACAGGCAGGCACUAAGAGAAGCGUGCCUCACUUAGUUCUAGUCAUAGAUAGCAGUGGGGCAAUGACAGCGAUACUUCAGAGGUGAUGCUCGGCAUUUCUACGUCUCUGACUGCUGAAUACUUUGCCAUAGGCGUAUGGACCGAGGGGAGAUGUUUGUGUUCAUACUUAUUUGGAGCAUUUCUAUCUCACACACCUCAAGUCCACCUCAAAUAGAUUUACCCAAACGAACUAUUUCUUGAAGUGGUGAGGUGUUUUUGAGAUGGAAAGUGUGAAUUAAUCUAAAACAUGACAAUUUGAACCAAACAUUCAGAAUGAUGUCAGAUUGUAACAUAAUGGCGUCAUAUAACAAUAGGUAACGUCGGAUCUCGGCGGGAGAUGCAUUUGUUUGUUUGUUUGCUUUUUAACGCCGCACUCAGAAAUAUAGAAAAAAAUGGCUAAAACACGGCGUAUGCAACUUGUGGUGCAAACCUGUGGUGACACAAGUGCACGAAACUGGCUGUGCUGAGUUGUGUCCCCUAUGUGUGCCAGGAUUUUAUGAUCAUUAUGAUCAAAGGGUCGUCAGCACCACACCCGUGCUAGUGGGUUUCACCAAAGUGGUAAACACCUGCAUUACUUCUGACCUUUCUCCCACAUCACGCUGACACGCCGUGUCACACUUGCGUUUUCUGCCCCAUUAAGGUAACAGGAUACUUCGGACAGUGAGAGAACUGACUGACAUGCUACCCAUGACGCGUACAACCUCCCCACUCUCAUUGGGGCACGCUUACUUCAAAGUGUUAAACUUACACAUGGAUAUCAAAAUACAUCUCACAGAUAAUCGAUUCUCUGGCCUUGACGUUUUAGCACAAAACACAUGGACCAGGGUACAAUAUGUUCCGUUCAGAUUUGGAAGAUUCUUACAAAACGAUAUGACCAUACUGACAUUGUGUUUGAUAAUAAUGUGCACCGAUAGACAACUCAAAUCGCAACCACAAAUUAAGUUAAGGCCACACUGACUGACUAUAAAUAAAACCGAACCUAACUAUUCAUUCCCAGCAUGCUUUCAUUUAGUUCCAGCUGCGCAUUUUAGUGGUUGUUUGUUUUCAUUCCGAAGUUGCAUAUUUUGAUGCAACUUAUCCUAACGACAUGCCAUGCCGAAAUGCCAUGCCAUAAAUAUAAUCUCAGUAAGCAUAGUUGGCUUUGGACCUUAAGUUUGCAGUGUUUCGGUGACUGUUUUAAGUCAUGUAACGUAUUGGUAACGUUUCUAAUAUUUAUGUGUUGGUCAAAUAUAAGUGUAUACUUUCUUUUGCCCGACAUUUUAUGUGGUAUAAUUAAUCAUAAAUUAUUAGGUUGGUGCUUUGAAUUGAAAAUACUAGUAUAUAUUGAAAACACGUAUUGAAACUCGACCAAUCUACCCAUUUUGAGAAACAGAACAUUUAGGAUUCUACCUAAAGAUGAUGGUCCUGUAGCACCAUAUACUUAUGAACAUACAUAAGAUGCUACCCUCGUGGAAUGUAAUUAUAUAAGUACUUCUGGAGACGACAGGUUAUAUAAAGCGCAGAAGAUGUAAACGAUAUAUUAAUAGGGGCGUGGGGAAAAUUGUAUUGCAUGUUACAAAUAUCAAAUCAUUAUUGUAAACAGGCACCAUAUUAAAAAUUGACAAAGAUCUAAUGCACGUAGUCGACUAAAUGUUAGAUGGGGACUAAAUAUCAGAUUUUAUAGGAUAAUUAUUAUUUCAAGUGCGCAUUUUGUUGCAAAUAAAGGCGACAAAACCCUUUCCAUAUUCAUAAGAAAUCUCUGCAAAAACUAGGUCGAUUGAACGAUUCCGACUAUAUCAUUAGCAUGUGUAUAUGAAUCACUAUCAAAUAGUGAUGAUACCAGGUGUUUGCGAAAAUGAAUGCAUUGUAUACAUGUAUGUAGUUUACAAUCGUGAAAUGUCUUAAUGUUUAUAAACUAAGUGUUCCUGAAGUCUGAUUUAUGUAUUAAAAUACUCAUUAUUAA
This is a messenger RNA of Haliotis rufescens (red abalone), 4259 nucleotides long. RefSeq names its product cubilin-like. Bases 234 to 2294 code for a protein of 686 amino acids. Lineage: Eukaryota; Metazoa; Mollusca; Gastropoda; Lepetellida; Haliotidae. The record is from RefSeq and is a predicted model, not a curated record. The transcript is spliced from 17 exons.